Messenger RNA from Parus major (Great Tit), 4986 nucleotides. It is a transcript of the gene USP1, whose product is annotated as ubiquitin specific peptidase 1. NCBI's taxonomy places the organism in Eukaryota, Metazoa, Chordata, Aves, Passeriformes, Paridae. The record is from RefSeq and is a predicted model, not a curated record. The transcript has 9 exons. Gene Ontology annotation, cellular component: cytosol; nucleus. Gene Ontology annotation, biological process: protein deubiquitination; regulation of DNA repair. Bases 150 to 2498 code for a protein of 782 amino acids. Gene Ontology annotation, molecular function: cysteine-type endopeptidase activity; cysteine-type deubiquitinase activity.
GCGCGCGGGGCGGGGGGGUCCUCGUCGGCGCGCGGAAAAAAACGCGCCAAGUUCGCUGACGGUGUCCCCGCGGUCUCCAUGGCAACGGCGAGCGGGAGCGGGGCCGGGAUGUAGCGGUGUGAGCGCCCCGGCCGCGCCCCGCAGGAACCAUGCCCGGCGUCCUGCCCGGCGACAGCGCCAGGGCCAGCCCCUCCAAGAAGAACAGGCUGUCGCUGAAGCUCUUUCAGAAGAAGGAGGCGAAGCGAGCGCUGGAUUUCACCGAGGCGCAGGAAAAUGAGCAGCAGAAGGGCGCGGAGUUCCGAGGCGCCGAGAUUGACCAGGUGGUUCCUGCAGCACAGCCCCCCUCCCUUGUCAGCUGUGAGAAAAAAGACAGCAUGUUGCCUUUUGUGGGCUUGAACAACCUGGGCAAUACCUGCUACCUGAACAGUGUCCUGCAGGUAUUAUAUUUUUGUCCUGGUUUUAAAACUGGAGUAAAACAUUUAUAUAACAUUAUUUCAAAGAAGAGAGAAUCUUCAAAGGAUGAAGGAGAGCAAAAGGCAGAAAAGGGAAGCUGUAAAGAAGAUCCCUUGGCAAGUUAUGAACUCAUCUGCAGUUUGCACUCCUUGAUCCUUUCAGUUGAGCAGCUUCAAGCCAGUUUUCUCCUAAACCCAGAGAAAUACACGGAUGAAUUGGCCACUCAGCCCCGGAGGCUGCUGAACACCCUCAGAGAGCUGAACCCCAUGUACGAAGGGUACCUGCAGCACGAUGCCCAGGAGGUCCUGCAGUGUAUCCUGGGGAACAUCCAGGAAACCUGCCAGCUGCUGAAAAAGGAGGAGCUGAACAAACUGCCUGUGGAAGAGCCUGCAGCUAAACUGGAGGAAAAACCCAACCAAAAAUCAGAGAGCAACGGAUCCCUCAGCCCUGCUGAGGAGGAGGAUCCCACCCUGGGCAGCCAUGGCGGAGACGCGGCCAAGGAGAAGCUGCUCAAGGGAAACGGGAAAAGGAAAAGCGACGCUGAAGGUGGCAACGCCAAGAAAAAAUCCAAAGUAUCUAAAGAGCAAAUUGCAGCAGAAGAAAAUCAAAGACAAACCAGGUCCAAGAGGAAAGCCACGGGAGAAAAGAUGGAAAACCAAACGGAUGCCAUUGCCAAGUGUUCCGGGGAGAGCGAGAGCGCCAAGCCCACGCAGAAAAAGUCGCGCCUUAGGUUAAACUGGUUAAAAUCUUCCUGCAAACAGCCCAGUAUUCUGUCCAAAUUUUACAGUCUAGGAAAGUUAACUACAAACUUGGGACCCAAAGACCCAGGGAAAGAAUAUGACUGUGAGUUUGAAGAGUCAGCUGUCAAGUGUGAAAAUGGUGACAGUAAAGAAGAAUAUCAUGAACCAGCGUCUCCCAUGGAAAGCCAUCAUGGAAAAGGAACUGAAAAAGAACCAAAAAAGGAAGGUACAGAGCUGGCUGUCUUCGAGCUGGUGGAGAAACUCUUCCAGGGCCAGUUAGUGCUGAGGACGAGGUGCUUGGAGUGUGAGUGCUUCACGGAAAGGAGGGAAGAUUUUCAGGACAUCAGUGUCCCAGUGCAAGAAGAUGAACUUGCUAAAAGUGAAGAGAGUUCUGAAAUUUCUCCAGAGCCAAAAACAGAAAUGAAGACUCUGAAAUGGGCAAUUUCCCAGUUUGCCUCAGUGGAGAGGAUUGUGGGAGAGGACAAAUAUUUCUGUGAGAACUGCCACCACUACACGGAAGCCGAGCGCAGCCUUUUGUUCGAUAAAAUGCCCGAAGUGAUCACAAUUCACUUGAAGUGCUUUGCUGCCAGUGGCUUGGAGUUUGACUGCUACGGGGGCCUGUCCAAGAUCAACACCCCGCUGCUGACGCCGCUCAGGCUGUCCCUGGAGGAGUGGAGCACCCGGCCCACCAACGACACCUACGGGCUCUUCGCCGUGGUCAUGCACAGCGGCAUCACCAUCAGCAGCGGCCACUACACGGCCUCGGUGAAGGUCACAGACCUGCAGAGCCUGGAGCUGGACAGGGGCAAUUUCCUCCCCGAGCCGGGCUACGCCGCGCUCAAGCCGGAGCCGCUGACCGAGGAGGAGGCGCGGGCCGUGGCCGAGGACUACGACGACGGCGAGGUCUCCUUCAGGCUCAACGGCGCCGCGCCGCCGGGCAAGGUGCUCAGCAAGAAGAACAUGGAGGCCGUGGGACUGCUCGGGGGGCAGAAGAGCAAGGCUGACUGUGAGCUGUGUGCCAGCAAACAGCCCAACCCCGAGAAGCUCCUCAGCGUGGCUCCCGAGCCCCGCGGCGCCGAGCCCAGCGCGGAGCAGGGCGAGCCCCCGGGGCUGGGAGCCAAUGGACUGGAGAACAAAGCUCUCUACGUGCUCCAGAGCCUCAAGGAGUACGAGGGGAAGUGGCUGCUCUUCGAUGAUUCCGAAGUGAAGGUCACAGAGGAAAAGGACUUUCUGAAUUCUCUUUCUCCGACAUCAUCAUCUACAUCGACUCCUUACCUACUGUUUUAUAAGAAGAUUGUAGAGUGAUGCUGUACUUGGACUGUAAAUAUUCGGGAUUUGCAUACACCUCUCACUCUGAUUUGCAUCCAGGCUACCUGGAAGGAAAGGCUGUUUGUUUUUUGAAGCUACUGAUUCUUCAUCUUUCUGGUCUUUUUUUUUCUUUUUUUUCCCCUUUGGUGUCAAGUGGCUCAACUUGAAUUAACAAAACAUGACAUAGGACUUGACUCACACCAUAACUUUUCUGCUGGAGAAUAGUGCUCUGACCUUUUAGAAAUACCAGUUUGUAUAGAUUCUAAACAAUGCCUACAGCACCCAGUAGUGGUUUUAAUGCAGCUCUAGGUCUCAGACAUGCCUAUUGUAUUAUUAGCUUUUUUUUCCUUUUAUUUUUUCCUUUUAUUUGUUUUUCUUUUAUUUUUUCCUUUUAUUUUUUUUUUUUUUUAAUAAAAGUUAUUUGUAUUCAUACCCUGGAGUAAAUGUAUAUUAACUAGCAAAUUUCAUCAGAAGUUGUGUAUUUUUGUAACUUGGGAAGUAACGCUUCAUAUUUAGUCUUUGGGUAAUGGACGUGGUUUAUUCUCCUGCUCCAGUUCUUUCCUGCAACUUGAAGCACAAGGAAAAGGGUCUGGGAACCUUGUCCAGAGCAUUGGAGGGAACUGAAUUCAUGGAGGUGUUUGACUGUUCUAAUUUGCAUCUUGGUGCAUAGGUGUUCAUGAGCAAAGUGUAAAUAGGUGUGAUUAAUACUUCAGACCAGGGGCAGAGUGUAGUGUAAUUAAAAUACUUUUGUACUUUGAAGAGUGAAGCCCUCAAAUCUGCAUCUCUGUUUGGGGGAGUUGGGAACUUAGUGGUGACCUUUUAACUGAAGUUAACUUGUACCUGGAUCUCCCUGAAACCUGGGGGAAAAGGAGAGCAUUUGGCUUUGAUGCUUUGUUAAGAAUGUACAUAUGAAAUAAAAAAGUUAUGAUGCGCAUCUGAGACGAGCAGAUCAGCCUGUUGUGUUUGGAGAGGGGAAAGCAGAAAGGGAAAGGGCUUUGGGAGCAGUUACAGAAAGGCUGGGAAAUUAUCUUAAAGAAACAGAAGAUUUAAAUGCUUUCAGAAUACAUUCUGUGGGUUUUAGCUGGUUCUUGGACAGUAUCUCUUAAUUUGAAGGUACUUUUUGACUACAGUUGUGAGGUGAAGAGGAAACAUUGCAAAACCCAAAACAUUUGCACUACAUACUAGAGAUGAAAAUCCCAAAUUGUUUGUCAAAGAUUUGAAGGUGACUCCUAUAAAUUGAUAAAAUCUUAACAAAUAUGACUCAAAAAAGGAGGGACUGUUCAGUCUGUCCCAGGAUGGAUGGAAUGACAUCAAGUGUCACUGCAGGCUGUGAAUAUGCCCUCGACAGAUUUCACCUUUUUCCACUACAAAUUAAUUUAUUCACAGGAAACUCCCUAAAACCCUCUGCCUAGUUAAUUCUGCAAUACUUAAUUUUUACUAUUUUUUAUUAUAGUGUUGUAUAAACCCGGAGGUAAGUCAGGAAAAAUCUCUUCUAGUGUAUUUUCCAUGUUAGGUUUGACCUCUGAUUGUUGUACAGGCCUUGAUUUUGCAGCAUAAAAAAAUCUGCAAUGACAAAAUACACUUUUUCCAAAGCAUUGCACUGUAAUAAUUAAUAAUUUCAGUGUCUAAACCAAGAAAAAGCUACAUUAUAAAAAUAUCAGUAAUCUUACCUUGCAAGGGCAGCCCAGUCCCACUACAGAAUGCAAUUUUUUAGGCUUUGCUGAAUUUCAGCCUGCAAAUGAAAGUUUAUUUUUCCACACCUGGCGCAAGACUUUAUCCUUUUCAUUCAACUGCAGCAUCAGGAAUGUUCCAAGGAAACAAAAUACCAUUAUUUACACCAAAAUAGGAUGUAAGGAAGACCCAGCUGCCUUACAUCAUCCCAGUACAGCUUGGGAGGAGAUUUUUUGUAUCCUGUAUUGGCAGCUGAAGAGAAAACAGCCUCAGCUGGAAGAUGCUGAAUAAAAACCCCUCUUCUGGCACAGAGAGAGGGACUGGGGAUGGAUUUUUGGGAUAUUCACUCCAGCACCACUUGCCACCCCCCUGAACUUGCUUGUAACUCCUGUCCUGGGGUAGAACUGCUGUAAAUUGAAGUUUCAUCCUUUCAUGGCUCCUGGGAUUUGGUUGCACUGUGUAAAUAUUUUUAAUGCCUCUUCCUGUAAAUCUCUUCCAAAGCUGUUCCCUCUUCCCUUAAUGUUUUCCAUUCUGAGAUUCCCUGACUCUCACAGCACCUCCAAGACCUUGUCAAGAGCCCUGGGCUUUGGAAGAGAUCUUGGAAUAGCCAUAAAAACAUUUGGAGUUUUCUUUCUGCAGGAAACUCCCGUGUUCUGCCCCGUGACACAGAACUAAUUCAGGAUUAUUCUGUUCCAGGGAAUCCUUUAAGAGCCUGGCACACAAAACACCACCACUGUGGAGCUGUUGGGAUAACAGAGCAUGGGAGAAGUCUCCAAUAGCCUCAAAUAAGUAUCAGGAAGGGAAAAAAAAAAAA